AUGACUCUCUGUUCUGAGAAAUUCCGAUCAUCGACAUUACAACAUACACUUCACAUUCUCUCUCUCUCUUUCAUUCUCACAGCUUUUUUUUUCUCUUCCCCCAAACAUUUAAAUACUUUGUACUUUUCUUUAUCUCUGUCUUUUUUUAUAUAUAUAAUUGUUCAUUGCUUUAUAUAUAUAUAUAUUCUUAUUAUUAUUUAUUCAUAUAUUCACAUUUUAUUACUUUCCACUAUGAUUAGAACUUCUUUUAGAUCCAUUGCACCAAUUGUUGCCAGAACUAGAACUAUCCAUUCUUCCGCGGCAAUCUUUGCUAAAGGAGAUACAUCAACCAUUGAUUCAUUUAGAUUACCUUCACAAACUUCCAUCAAUGAAUGGGAAUUCAAAUAUGAUUUCAUUCCAAAAACUUCAGAACCUAAAGCUCCACCUUUAACUAAAGAAGCGGUUAAACAAGAUAUUGCUCAAGAAAAGGCCAAAUCUGUUGAAAGAGAAUUGUUUGCUAAAGAAAGCAAUUCAUCUGUUAAAGUUGAGGCAAACAAUGCUCAUGUUGUUCAUGGUGGUGAAAGUGUUGGAUCUGAACCUAUUUUAAGAGAAGAUAAAGGUAGUGAUCCAAUUGAUGUUUCUGGACCAAAAAGUCACCCUUCAAAAGUUAAAAAAUCAGCAAAUCAUGAUCAAUAUGUUCAAUCUUCAGUAAAUCCAAAUAUUAAUACUAGUGAUGUUGUCAAUUUGAGUGAAAAUGAAGUUGACCACAAGACUGAAUCAGUUGAGAAACAAAGUCCUGUUGUUGAAGAUAUCGAACAUGAUAAUUUGACUAAUCAAGGGCAACAGGGUCAAAAAGAAACUACUAGCGGUGGUGGUUCUGGUUUUGCCAUUCUUGCCUUGAUAGGGUUCGGAGGUGCUGGUUACUUUUACUGGGAUUCCAAAAAGAAGAGAAACUAA
This is a messenger RNA of Candida tropicalis MYA-3404, 936 nucleotides long. RefSeq lists its product as uncharacterized. The record is from RefSeq and is a predicted model, not a curated record. The transcript has a single exon. Lineage: Eukaryota; Fungi; Ascomycota; Pichiomycetes; Serinales; Debaryomycetaceae. The coding region runs from base 1 to 936 and encodes 311 amino acids.